AUGAGUCUAUCUCCUCUUAAUGCGGUCCCUUCUGCCUCGCUGCUUGGCCCGGGUUAUGGACCUGGAGUUUGGCCUUUGCGAGAGCGUUUGGCUUUGGCAACUGCUCUACUCGACGUGGAAAACCAGCAAGCAAGUUGGCCGGCUAUCUCCAGGAGAAUGGCUCGGUUUGGGACGAUAGGGCGCCCAGAUGACUGGUGCUCCGCGCGGUCUUGUGCGAAACAGUACGCCUUGCUGCUUGAUUCCGCAGAACUGACUCGCCGACAAAAAACUCCCACAAGCGCCGAAGUAUCUCGAUUGCACAUUCUACACAACGCACAUACUGCCCCUGUUGCAGCUGGUCUGAGCGUGACUGAACGUCUGGUGAAGUGUCUCACCGCGGAACGCGUGGAGGAGUUGAGACAUCGAAUCAGAAAUGGACAAAAGUUUUACAGUUUUUUAAAAACCAAGUUAGCCGAAUUAGAAGGUGGGCUUUUUGACAGUCAUCUAAAAACGCUCCACGAAAGACUCCGGAUCCUACCACUUGCUGGUAUUGAAGUCGACUCCAGCGGUUUACCUCGUCACUCUUCCCUUCCUGCAGAAGACGGUUCUACAGAAGCCUCCAGUAGGGAAAUAUGCCCACCCGUAACCGAUGCGGACCUCGGGAUGGACACUAACUCGAACGGGACGGAUUCUCGCCUCGAGGAGUUCUUGUCAGUCUGGGAGGAAAUGGACACCAUGUACCAUGUUCCGGAUUCCACUUGGAUAUGCCCCCAUCGAUCGGGGCCCAAAGCUCUGCAUGGUUCUUCAUCAGCCGGAUUAAACGCCUCCAAUCGCUUGACCACUCUACUCGCUGAGGCGUCAUCAACCUUUCGCUCUGCAUCCGGCUCAAAAACUUCCAUGACAUUAGCCAGUCGACCUGGUUCCCUGCUACGUAGGAGUGUCGCCGAUUCACAACAUGCGACCACUGCAACUACCAGAGCAGCCGUAGCUACUAGGCUGCGCUAUUUCGCCACCGGUGCUUGCAGGGCUAGGGGCAGAAGAGGUCGACCGAGAGGACGAGUCAGCUUGGAGCGAACCUCACUUUUGCAUCUACGUAGAAAUGUGUCCCCACAACAAACAGAAAGAGGGACAUCAAGCUCCCCCUCAAACCCACCGGUAUCUUGUAAGUCAUCGACAAAUAGCGGCAAAUCCACUCCUUCGACGGCUGCGAUGUAUUCCUCCGACACGGACGAAUUAGAGUUGGAAGCCACAGCUCAUGUCAAGGUAAAUGACGCCGAAAUGCAGUCAAUGAGCACUACCAUGCCAGUCGUGCCUAGCGAGAAGGAUGGCGAUCGUGAUGGUACUGUCAUAUCCGGUUCCGUCGGGUCCCCAUAUGCUCUACAUAGUCCCGAAACGAUGGCUGCCACAAGCGGUACGAACCACUCCGAGACUGAAGCACCGUCUGCUAGCAUUAUCUCUGAUGACAGUACUAACUUACAUAGUGUGAUCGUUGGGUCUAAUGAUAUGCUGCCUACAAUAGAACCGCCAGUACCUAUGAUUGGUUUCCUUUCUUCGGACGAUCAAACUGUGGGAUCCUCUCCCGAGUCUCUGAAUACCACCUUACCCCAUUCUAGUCAUACUUCACUGUUCCAUGAAGUCAGCCAGAACUUGGAGUCAUUGAACUCCCACACGAUCGACGAAUCACCCAAAUUUGACGUUGCCGUCUCACCGAAUUCCCCAGUAAGUCAUGCGUUACAGCAUGCUCCAGUAUCAGGGCGUACUGAUAGUCGAUCUUCUAAACGGAAACUCGAUGAUUCUGACACCAGGAGUUUUUCAUCAGAGUCCCCGAAAAGGGUGGACUAUAUCCCCCUAUUGUCAUUGCAUCCACCGCCUACCGAUUCAGAUGAGCGGACUGUCUCAAGUGACGCUGGUGACCUUGAAACCACCAAGUUGGAACACGGUGAAGAGUUGAGGAAAUUAAGCGACCACGAAUCGGUUCAUGUCAACUUUAGUUGUGUACCAGAGUUAUCGGAAGACGUUGUAGAAUCGGUCACAAUUGGUGACGCUUCAGGAGACUCGGAUAAAAAGCAGCUUGUGUCGUCUGAAGACUUCCCCCUAGAAUUUGCCUCAAUUGCGAAUCCGGUGGAUGCGACCGAUCAGCCAGAUAUCACAUGUGUCGGGUUGCAAUCUGGAAAUGAAAUCAUAGAAGAUCAUUCUGACAUUCCAUCACGCCCAACGAGCCCCAACAAGGAACCCGGAGACCAAACUGUUGAAGCUUUUCACGAUUCCUCCCAUGAAAAGCUGACCGACGACCACAGUCUGCCGUCGAGUCGGACAUCACCGGUUUAUAAAAGGCAUAUCAACGAGGCCGGAUCUCAACAACCAAGCACUCCAGAGUUGCUCUCUUUCGAUCUCUACCCACGCAGGGAGGUCGCUGUCUCGUUGUCCCCAUGCAUCGAUCUUGAUUAUGGGUAUUCCAGUCAGAUUACCUCUGACAUACCAGAAUUGUUUUCCAGUCACACGUCCACCAUUAGCCCUGAUCAUUCGACACACAAGCGUCGCCCUCAACAAAAACGUAAGCACCUAGUAAGCAAGAGACGAACAACGUCGGAUCAAAUACCCACCACUGUGAUCACCAGUUCUCCUUUUGUUUGCCUGCCUACUUUGAACUCGGAGGAAUUGAGACUGCUCACUCUUGCCCAUGAUCGAACCUUGACAGUGGCUUUGGAAUCGACGUCAUUACCGUACACAGCUGCAUAUGAGCUAACCUCCUCGACUGAAGUAACAACCGUCGCUGAAUCAAUUACCUCAUCGCCCACUUCAAAACCAGUGAAUGUGGCGUCUCCAGGCUCUCAUCGAGACUUGCGUUUACGCUUUACCCGAAGGGGCGAUAGUUUGACCGUAGUUCCAACUGUUGAUGCACAGCCCAACGGUUCUCCGUCGAAGCACACUGAGGUUCCUAACCAAACUCCUCCAUUCACGACUCCGUCUUCUAAUUCAGCAGAAGUGAACCCACCUGUAAUCCGUUCCGACUUGGAUUGGUUCAACUGGAGUUCAGAUGUUCUCCUUUCCGCCAAAUCUUCUCUGCUUGCUUUUGAAACGGCGUUGCCGGGGUUUAAAAAACAUCCAUCCCAGUAUGUCUCCGCAGGAAUCGAAACCGUGGCCACUGCACUCGAUUCCGUUGGGAAGCAGUUGAAGACUGGAGGCAUAACCACCAGACCCCAGUUCGUGCAUCACAUCCUCUCCGUAUUAGCCGACAUCGGCAUGCGAAAUGCAAUCAAUACCAUACAGUAUCAGGCUGCUCAAAGCGUCUACCUCGGUAUAGGCCGAAGUUUACACACAAACUUGUGCAGUUCCUCGCCUCUCAAGCCAGUAUCGGACUGCCUGCCGAAAGUUACAGAAGCAACGGUGAGCAAGAAGCCACGAAAGCGUCACCGCCCUCUCUAA
Molecule: messenger RNA, 3405 nt
Organism: Dicrocoelium dendriticum
Lineage: Eukaryota; Metazoa; Platyhelminthes; Trematoda; Plagiorchiida; Dicrocoeliidae
Source: the annotation of a GenBank genome assembly